Solea solea (common sole) is the source of this 3778-nucleotide messenger RNA. RefSeq names its product calmegin (gene clgn). The transcript is spliced from 14 exons. Lineage: Eukaryota; Metazoa; Chordata; Actinopteri; Pleuronectiformes; Soleidae. The record is from RefSeq and is a predicted model, not a curated record. Gene Ontology annotation, cellular component: endoplasmic reticulum; endoplasmic reticulum membrane. Gene Ontology annotation, molecular function: calcium ion binding. Gene Ontology annotation, biological process: protein folding. The coding region runs from base 21 to 2015 and encodes 664 amino acids.
CAUGCUCACUCUGCUUCCAGAUGAAGUUGGACAGGGGUUGGAUGUGGCGUGUGCUGCUCCUGUUGUCCCUGGCUGUGGCUGCAGUGGUGGCUCAGGAGAAGCUGUCAGACACCGAUGUUGAAGACAUUGAUGACAUAAUGGAGUUGGAUGAAGAAGUAAAUGAUCUGAUUGCAGAAGACAAUGAGGCAAGUGUGACGGAUGAGGAGGGAUCCGAAAUGACAGAUGACAAGGGAGCAGCAGAAGGGAAGGAUGCUAAAACAGAUGACGUCGUCUCUUUCCAGGUCACAUAUGUGACUCCUGUUCCCACCGGAGAAGUGUACUUUGCAGAAACAUUUGAUGAUGGGUCGCUGGAAAGGUGGAAACUGUCAAAGACGGUGAAGGGGGACGCAGACGAUGAAAUUGCCAAAUAUGAUGGGAAGUGGGCAGUGGAGCAGCUGAAAGAGAACAAGGUUCCCGGAGACCAGGGUCUGGUCCUCAAGUCCCGUGCUAAACACCAUGCCAUUUCUGCAAUGCUGCGCGAACCCUUUGUCUUCAAGGAUGAGCCUCUGGUUGUACAGUAUGAGGUGAAUUUCCAGGAUGGUAUUGACUGUGGUGGAGCAUACAUCAAACUGCUGUCAGACACUAGUGAUCUCGAUCUGGAUGAAUUCCACGACCGCACACCCUACACCAUCAUGUUUGGACCCGACAAAUGUGGCGAGGACUACAAGCUGCACUUGAUUUUCCGCCACUUGAAUCCUCUAAACAAAGACUUGGAGGAGAAGCACGCAAAGAGGGCCGACAUCGACCUAAAGAAGUUCUACACUGACAAGAAGACUCACCUCUAUACACUCGUCCUGAAUCCCGACAACAGCUACGAGAUGCUCAUCGAUCAGUCCAGCGUGAGUCGUGGAAACCUACUGCAUGACGUGGUGCCACCAGUCAACCCUCCCAAAGAGAUAGAUGACCCACAUGAUUCCAAGCCUGACGACUGGGACGAGAGGGCCAAGAUUCCCGAUCCCGAGGCUGUCAAGCCAGAUGACUGGGACGAGGAUGCUCCUGCUAAGGUUGAAGACCCUGACGCUAUGAAGCCUGAGGGAUGGCUGGAUGAUGAAGCAGAGUUCACUGCUGACCCUAAUGCUGAGAAACCAGAAGAUUGGGAUGAGGAGAUGGAUGGAGAGUGGGAGGCACCACAGAUUUCUAACCCUGCCUGUGAGACUGCACCUGGCUGUGGAGAGUGGAAACGCCCCAUGAUCAACAACCCUCAGUACAAGGGCAAGUGGAAAGCCCCACUGGUGGACAACCCCAACUAUCAGGGAGUCUGGAAACCACGUAAGAUUGAUAACCCGGACUAUUUUGAGGACUUGCAGCCGUUCAGGAUGACACCUGUCAAGGCUCUGGGCUUGGAGUUGUGGUCCAUGACCUCGGAUAUCUACUUUGACAACUUCAUUAUCACCGCUCAUAAGGAGGUGGCCGACCGCUGGGCAUCUGACAGCUGGGGGCUGAAGAAACUAGUGGCCAGUGCUAACGAGCCGGGGAUUUUUGCUCAGCUGAUGCUGGCAGCAGAGGAACGUCCAUGGCUCUGGGUCAUCUACAUACUGACAGUCGGCCUGCCUGUAGGACUGGGUGUGCUCUUCUGUUGGCCAAAGAAAUCGGAAGACGACUACGUGUACAAGAAGGUAGACGUGCCUCAGGCUGAUGUGGAAGAGGAGGAAGAAGAGGAGGAGGAAGAGGAGGCAGACGCAGCAACAGCAGCUGAGGAGGAAGACAAAGAAGCUGAGGCUGCAGAAUUAGUUGCAGCUGCAGUCAGAGAAGAGGAUGAGGAGGAGGAGGAGGAGGAGGAAGAGGACGCAAAUGUGGGAGAAGACAAUCUAGAGGGGGAUGAUGAAGACAAGGAAGAGGAGGAGGAAGAGGAGGGAGAGGGAGAAGAGGAAAGCAAAGCUCCAGAGAGAACAUUAGAGAAUGAGCUGAAAGAGGGAGACGUCGCUGAAGAGAGCCACAAACAAGCAGUGAGAAAGAGGAGGGUACGCAAAGACUGAGGAGGUGAACCCCACGCUGACUGUCUCCUUGUCUCCCCUGCAUGGGGGAGAAGGUGGAAGGGCCGUAUCUGCUGCACCUCCUCCCUCUCUGAGCGCAGCAGCAUGUAAUUCCUCCAAACCCUCCUGGUAGCCUGCAGUCAUCCUGGCUGCCCCAUCUUUGUCUUCUACUCCACCCUUCAGCUCUGUGGUCUCCCAAACCACAUCAUACACCAUCCUUCCCUCAUCUGUUCAGCUGUUUUCCCUCCUUUGCCCUGAGCUUCCACGUUUUCCUCAUCCCUUCUUUUCUCCCGCUUUAUAAGCCAUUGCUGUCAUACAAACAUCUCCCGCUUCUGUUGCUGUUCAUCCCAUCUCUGUUAUCAUAGAUCCACCAGCGUGUCUCCACCUGAGAGCAAGGACAAGGAGCAUCUACACUGUUGUCCACUCCUGUUUGUACCAUUGUACCAUUGCGGGCUUAGGCUACAUCUCAAACGUUAAGACUUAAUUCUUGUCUUGUCUUUUGUUUUCAAGAACUCGUUUGAAGACACAGGUUUGACAAAGUUCCUUCCUUGUUUGAAAAUAGUUUGGGUUUCGAGAGCAGGCCAGGAGGAGAGGAUUCCAGGCUGCAGGGAAAUGCUUUCUGACAUGUAAACUGUGUAGUGUUGGAGCAUUUCAGUGAAGUCACCUCUGCUUAAAGUGAAGUGGAUGUUCUGUUUUACAUUUUAGCUAGUUUGUCUGGAGCAUCAGUUACUUUAAUGUUUUUGUUUUUUUACUAAGUUAUAGCUAUUCCAGAAUCAAGUAUUAUCUCCAUAAAUGACAGUAUAUUUAUUGCUUCUGAUGAAGAUUGGUUUUAUUAAAGCAGUGUUUUGAGUGACUUUAGACCGUUUUUUGAUUAUGACACAUCACUAAUGAGCUUAAUUAGAAAAGAACUUAUCGUUUUGUACGCCAUCAGUUGAAAAAGGCAGAUUGAAUUCAGAGGUUCUGUAGGAAACAGCUGGAAAAUGUCUCGUACAGUCAGAAACACAGCAGUACUUUCCCACUCUCCAGACUAGUGAGCAUUAGGAUCUAGAUUGUUGCUGGGAAAGAUGCUGAUGCUAAUUUAUUUGUUUUAUAUUAUUGUUUCUUGCUUUUGUAGUUCACUCUGGCCAGGCGCUGCCGAAUGCAGAUCUUUUUCAUUUGUUUUGCAAAUUGUACAUUGCUCUUGGAAAUAAAACUAUUUAAUACAAAGAACACAAGAUGCUUUUAUGUAGUUGAUUAUAGAAGACCCAGACAUGAGUGAUCUUAGGAUUUUAUUAAAACAAAAACAUUUAAAAAGGCAAAGAUGCAGGGUGAGAUGGUAUCAGUGUGUAUAGGUGGGUAAUGUUCAGCAUGUUCUGUCAGACGUUAAUGAUUUACUACUGUACAACUGUUCAAAUAACCUCAAUAGAUUACAGCAUAUAAAUAAUUCAAAACCUCCUGUAAAUUUACCAGUUCUUCCAUUUUGCAGAGUUGCUUGAUUUUUUCAUGCGAGUAACUGCUCUCAAGACAUGAGUCUGUUCAAUACCUGACAGUUAAAAGGGAAUAAUAAAAGCAUGAUCAGAUUAUGUUACAUCUUGUUUUUAACUGAAGCAGCAGAGGACACGCCCUCCGCUCUGCGCCAUGAUCAGGACAUCAUCUCAUUUUACGGUCAGAACCAUCCUCUGUCAGGCCAGAGUGGAUCAAUAGCACUUAAAGCCUCUAGUGCUCACUUCUUCUUCGGGGCAUUUAGACCCGACUCGCCAUCCUUAUCAUGGGAGAUGGACACAAAC